Molecule: messenger RNA, 996 nt
Organism: Didymodactylos carnosus
Lineage: Eukaryota; Metazoa; Rotifera; Eurotatoria; Philodinida; Philodinidae
Source: the annotation of a GenBank genome assembly
AUGUUAGAGAAAGGUAUCUCGAAAGACACUGUGUCAAUUGUAACAGCAAAAACUGGAAAUGACGUCGGGACAGUAUCGCAUAUUAAUGCACGUGUCUGUCAUCCUUCUCAAGGUGCCAUUUUAUUGCCAUCCACAAUCGGUAUUCCAAAUGUUAAGGAUCCGAAUCCCGAUAACAGAGUACGCGAUCCAAGAUUACCUUGGGCACCAGCAGUAACAAUAUCCGGCAGAACAGAUAAACCAUUUGUAACACCACAAUAUCAAAAGAAAGCAGCAGAAACUCAAAAUAAGAGUAAUAUUGUACUUGCCAAUACAAAAAUACAAAUGAAUUUCGAUUGGAGCCAUGUCACAAGACUAGGAAAUGACAAGAGUAAAAUUGCAAUUUCGUUUAUACCACACAAUGUUUUACCAACAAGAACAGCAGUGACUGCUCGUGCUGGUCCAGGACCCACAUCGUAUCAAAAAUAUCGAAAUAAUUUAACACGAAUGGGCGAAGAAUUCAUUUAUAUUCAAAUGCCUCGUGUACGAAUUAGUCCACUUAUUGGACCAAAAAUCAUGAGGGAAAGACGAUAUAGAAAUGCAACGACUAAUGAUCAACAUGCAUUACCAUCAAACGGUACGAAACCAUUUUGGAAUACCAUUGGAACAAAAACACUCAAUUCGAGAUUACCAAAUGCACCGGUGAUUAGUAUGCACGAACUUGAUAUGAUAGAAAAAAAGAAUAAAUUAAAGAUUGCUCCAAUACCGAUGCUUCACGGACCAGAUGAUAACAAAGCAUAUAAACUACCAGGAACCGGCGAAAUUACAAUAGCGUCAAGGUAUAAUCCAAAAUCAGCACAACAAGUUGGACAAGGACCAGCAUUUGUCGAACGAAGCAAAAUCGACAAAGGGGACCCUCAGUACGAGCGUAUUCUCAAAAAAGCACCUGCAUUUUCUAUGGGCUCACGAUGGUCACCAUUUUCUCAUACAUACACCGUUGAAUGCGUCGUCGAUGAUUAG